Messenger RNA from Aspergillus nidulans FGSC A4, 567 nucleotides. Its product is annotated as copper transporter family protein. Gene Ontology annotation, molecular function: copper ion transmembrane transporter activity. The record is from RefSeq and is a predicted model, not a curated record. Bases 1 to 567 code for a protein of 188 amino acids. Lineage: Eukaryota; Fungi; Ascomycota; Eurotiomycetes; Eurotiales; Aspergillaceae. The transcript is spliced from 2 exons. Gene Ontology annotation, cellular component: membrane. Gene Ontology annotation, biological process: copper ion transmembrane transport.
AUGGAGCACACACACUCAACGCUCCUCCCCCGCAUGGCCGGCAUGGAUAUGUCCUCGUCAGCGACUAAUGCUUCCUGCUCUGUCGAGAUGCUCUGGAACUGGAAAGUGAUCGACUCAUGCUUUCUUUCAUCGACAUGGCACGUCACUACAAAAGGCAUGUUUGCCGUCUCCUGCAUCGGCGUUGCGCUCCUGGGGGUCGCGCUCGAGUUCCUGCGGCGCGUAUCCAAGGAUUACGAAGAGAGCCUGCAGCGGCAGUUUCAGCGGCAUGCGAUUGCGCAGCUUGACGACCCGCUGGUGUGCGGUGUGCCCGCCAGUGUGGUCACCUACCGAGCGAGCCCGCUGCAGCAAAUUAUCCGGGCGGUACUGCAUGUAGCGCAGUUCGGGGUGGCAUAUAUCACCAUGCUGAUCGCGAUGUAUUACAACGGGUACAUGAUCAUCUCGAUCUUUAUCGGUGCGUUCUUGGGCAAACUCUUCUUCGACUGGGGGCAAUAUAAGGUCGUGCUGGGGCAGACGCAGGGACCUGCAGCGGCUAAGGUCGAGGAGGAAGCGACCAAGUGUUGUGGCUAG